CAGAAACAAAAAAAGAAGCACUGCCCCAGCUACACGGCCAGCGUCGACGUUCGACGUUGCUUGUGCAUGACGCACUGGCCUCUGCUCGCGUCCGCCAGUCAGUCAAAUCAGUCAAAUCGGAUUUGCCCCAAAGCGUCCCAAGACCAGCAAGAGGACACGCCCUCCAAACCAAAAAUCCCAACCCCAUCACCUCGCAUCGUCCCGUCUCGACCUUCAUCUGCAAACCUUUUCCACCUUUGUGCACCCUGAGAAUCUCCUCCCCGUGGCGUCGGCGUUGCUCGCGACAACGUUGUCGUGGUCCACAGGGAGUGCUCAGCACGUCCGUCCAGUCGCUCGUUUCCCCCUUCGCCGAAGCUAAACCUCCCCAACUUUGCAAGCGGCCGUCUCAUACUUCACAAGCCUCUCAUCACGCGUCCACGCUCCUCGCCUUAACUCACGCCCUCUCUCCACGUCUUUCACUCACAAACAGUCAAGGUGGAGACGCUCAACGGGCGGGAUAAACCCCGCCGACGCUCGACCGUCUCAAGGCCGAGUCCAGGAAGCGUGAGCAUUCCAGAGACGGUGCCCGGGAGCCCUCCUCCGCACACUCAGCCCCUGAUGGGGCUCUUCGCUCGCCUACGCAAGAAUCUCAAUGUCUCCUCGCCCUCCUUGCCCAAGACGUACCCAACCUUCAACGAUGUCUCCCAACGCGCCCGCCAUUUCAGCAUUCGCGACCUUAUGCGGAGGAGGAUACGGAUAAGAAAGUUCAGCGUACCCUUGGUCGUUGUCCUCUUCUUCCCUUUGAUCGCCAUCGUGGUCAUACUGGUGCUGCUAUUAAGGCAUCCAGACAGCCCUGGGCGAGUGCUUAUGCCAGCUGGAGGACCCCCUUCGAUACGCAAAAUAAGCGAGAAGCACGACAAAGUCUUCGUCAGUGGCUGCCUGGAUCCCGAGAUGACAGCGGCUCAGACGCCUCGUGCAAACGCCGCAUUUGUCGUCCUUGCGCGAAACAAGGAGCUGGAAGGUAUUGUGCAGUCGAUCAAGUCCAUUGAACGGCACUUCAACAGGUGGUUUCAUUAUCCGUACGUCUUUCUCAAUGACGGCGAUUUCAACACCACCUUCAAGGAAGUCGUUACAAACUACACCAGCGCCCCCGUCGAAUUUGGCAAGAUCAGUCCGGACAUGUGGGGAUAUCCGGACUGGGUCGAUAAGGAGGUCGCGAGGGAGGGAAUCAGGAAACAAGGUGAUCAAGCGAUCAUGUACGGAGGCAUGGAGAGCUAUCACCACAUGUGCAGGUUCUACUCUGGAUUCUUCUACAAGCACCCGCUCUUGGACAAAUAUAAGUGGUACUGGCGACUGGAGCCUGAGAUAAAGUAUUUCUGCGACAUCACUUACGACCCAUUCAUCCACAUGGAACGUGCUAAUAAGACGUACGGGUUCACUAUCGCAGUCAAGGAACUCAAAGAGACGGUUCCCAACAUCUUUCGUUAUGCCUCGGCCUACAAACGCCUCAAUAACAUCACCUCAAAGGGUUUGUGGGAGAUGUUUGUCGAGAAGCCUAAGGAGGAAAAGAAGAAGGAGCUGCCCAAGAACGAUCCCAAUUAUAAGAAACCACUACCCGAAGAAAUUAUGAAAAUCGAACCUGGCAGCGGAGAGCUGCCUCGUAUCGACCCAGACGAGAUGGAAGGCGAAGCGUAUAACAUGUGCCAUUUUUGGUCCAACUUCGAGAUCGCAAGGCUGGAUUGGUUCAGGUCGAAAGAAUACGAGGACUUCUUCCAGAUGAUGGAUCGAAGCGGUGGAUUCUGGAUGGAGAGAUGGGGCGAUGCUCCCAUUCAUUCUCUGGCCGCAGGCGCACUCUUGAGCGUCAAAGACAUACACUACUUUCGUGACUUUGGCUACAGACACACCACGAUUCAGCACUGUCCGGCAAAUGCUCCUGCACGUCAGCUCCCACGCCCUAGCUUCCCCGAGCCGGCUUCGUGGGCACACUCACCUCUCGGCGGCAUUUACAGCAAUGAGAAAGGCAAAAAUAUGUGGGACGAGGAGAAGAAAUGGCGCGAGGAGGAAGAAUACUGGGACAACUACGAUAAAGAGCGCGAGAAUGGCGUAGGCUGUCGUUGCAGAUGUGACACGGACAUUGUAGAUGUCGAGGGCAAAGAAGGAAGUUGUCUCGUGGAAUGGGUGGAGGUUGCAGGUGGGUGGAGCAGUCCGUGACUAGAGGACCUGGUUGCUAUGGCUGGGAAGAUGUAAGCGGAGUCCAAGCCAACGCCAAGGGUUAAAGAAAAAGAAAACGUGGAUGGAGGAUAUGUAAGAACCGCACCGGCUUGUGGGGAGGUGCAUAUAAAGCUGCCAUACAACGGACACGACGUACAAACGAUACGUACGAACGGACAGCGGGAUGGAAGACGACGAGUGCACGUCACAUGCGAAUCAAUUUUGGGCACACAGAGAAGCACAUCUUUACGGGGUUCUUUUCCGGAUAUGCGUUUUCUGGGAUAAACACCCCGUUGGCAGUUGAAUGCGUUUGUAAGCGUGUUAAAGGCGUUCUUACCUGGAAGACAUCACAUGUAUGUAUGUGUAUAAUUUGGGCAACUGCAGUGUAUGUGUGUGUGUGGGGGGUGGGGGGCAAACCUUUGUUAUUCUGUAUGAUGAAUCUGCUUCGUCGUUCUUCUUUCGCCUUAUAGAGGUAAUAUAGAAGACAUGCACCAACAGUUCCCCAUCGUGCACAGAAUGCCUCGUUACACAGCAUAAGUCAGGUUAGAACGUUUGCAUCAAACCGAAGGCUAAAUCAUGGACGUAAUUUGAAAACAAUGUUCAAUUGGUUUCCCA
Messenger RNA from Verruconis gallopava, 2805 nucleotides. RefSeq lists its product as uncharacterized. The record is from RefSeq and is a predicted model, not a curated record. Lineage: Eukaryota; Fungi; Ascomycota; Dothideomycetes; Venturiales; Sympoventuriaceae. Gene Ontology annotation, biological process: cell wall mannoprotein biosynthetic process; protein N-linked glycosylation. Gene Ontology annotation, cellular component: Golgi apparatus; membrane. The transcript is spliced from 5 exons. The coding region runs from base 598 to 2190 and encodes 530 amino acids. Gene Ontology annotation, molecular function: alpha-1,2-mannosyltransferase activity.